Molecule: messenger RNA, 1013 nt
Organism: Paramecium pentaurelia
Lineage: Eukaryota; Ciliophora; Oligohymenophorea; Peniculida; Parameciidae
Source: the annotation of a GenBank genome assembly
AUGGAUUAAAUUGAAUUACAAAACCUUUGGAAAAAUAUAAGAGGUAAUCUUCAAAAAAAGUAUGCAAAAAUAAGUGCUGCUUUUGUUGAUAUGGAUUUUAAUGAUUCUUAAAAAAUUGAAUUAGAUGAUCUUAAAUUAGAGUUAAUAUAAAAUCAUGGCAUAUAAUCAGAAGAGUAUAUAAUUUGUAUGAUAAUAGAGUAAUCUAAUAAUUAUUUGAAUAUUUGAAUGUUUCAAAAACAGGUGCUAUUAAUUUGGAAGAAUUUGAAAGGAAUUGGAACUAAGUUGAUGAAUAAAUAUAACAGGCUUAAAAUCAGUAAAAAUUUUAAGAGAAAAAAAGUUAUGUAAAAAUAGAAGAUUAAGUUUUCAAUUCUUCUGGAUAAAAAUCAGCUUAAUAAUUUUCAGAACUAUUUAAAUCUAAUGCUUCAGGUACUUCACCUAAAAAGUAUAUCAAUAUUUAAGGGGAUUUCCAAAUUAAUUAAUUCACAUAAAAUUAUUCACCUCCUAAAUAAUAAUAUCAUUAAUUGAAUUAUUUAGAUACUUUUAUUCAAAAUAAGAAAAUAUCACCUCCUAAAACAUCAUUUCUUUUAAAAAAUAAAAUGGAUGUUCAAUAAGAUAAAUUAAGAAAUUUAUAAUAGAAGAUCACUCAUUUAUUUAAUACAAAAUUAAAUACUAAAAAUUCUAGUCCAAAAUUAAGAAAGGAUUUCGAUAGCUAUUUAAAUACAUUAAAAUUGGGAAAACCAAAUACUCAAAGGAGAUAACCAUCAAAUCCUUAGAUCUUAUUUGAUUAUUAAACAGUAUAUCCUUAACGUAAAUCAUAAAGAGAUUAUGAGUAAAGAUGGUCAUAUAAUAGGAAAAAUAAUUCAUAAUCAAGUAGAUCAUUAGAUAGAAUAUCUUUAUAAUAAUAUGCAUAUUAGUUUUAGGAUAGAAAGUAUGCCAAUAAAUAAUUUAAAUCAUUCACAACUAAUUCAUAAAAAGGAUUACAACCAAAAACAACAUUUUGGUUUAGAUUAUGA